Molecule: messenger RNA, 1646 nt
Organism: Paramecium octaurelia
Lineage: Eukaryota; Ciliophora; Oligohymenophorea; Peniculida; Parameciidae
Source: the annotation of a GenBank genome assembly
AAACAUAUGCCUCGUUCAAGCAAAGUAUCAAACCGAUCCUUUUCCCAUGGUAAACAAGGAUAGUUAAAUGAGCCAAUCAUUAUUACAUUAUAAAGAGAGAUAGACAAUUACACCAGAAAAGUGGAAAUUGAAAGAAGGUUUCAUUUAACAGAUAUAUUAUUUUAGAAAGCUCUUUAAUUUAGAACAAUAACAUAGAUAGUUACAGGAAGAAGUUAAAAAUAAGGUGCAAUCAGUCAAAAAAUUGAAAAUGGAUUCCAUUAAAAAGGUUUUGAACAAAGAUCAGGCAGAAUCAAAAAGUCUACAAUUUUAAAUUGAUUAAGUAAUUCCAUAAUCCAAUAUAGUUCGACAAAAAAUUAUGUAAGUCUGUUGCGAACAUUGAAAUUAUGAAAUCGAAUAUUGAUAUAAUCAGAAAAGAACGCAAUUAAUUGUUGCAAGCUAUGAAGGAAAUUGAGUAGAAUCAUGAGCAAAUCCAUAGUAGAUUGAUAUCAACAUAAUCACAGGCUCAAAGAAAGGUUCAUGAUGCUUGUAAUAAUUAGAAAUAUUGUUAGAAAUUACCUAAUAACAAAUGUUCGAUUUGAAAACCAAGAAUGAAAUUGAUAAAAGUGAAUUUUAAGAAAAAUUCGAUAAACUAAAGGCUGAAUUAAAAGAGAAAUAAGAAAAAUAAAAUGAAAAAGACAAAAUAUCAAAAAACAAUAGACUCAAGGCCACCAAUUAUUCUACUUUCGAUACUGGAACAUUAUUAAAAAGAAGAUUAUAAAGAAUUAUUGCCAAUAACAAAGAAAAAGUUAAAAUGAUUGAUACAUAUUAAAGAAAUAUGAGAAUUAUAGAUGAAGCAUUUAAUUAGAUUAAAGAAGCCACUGGAUUAACUGAUAUUGAAGAAAUCAAAAAUAACUUUAUAAAAAGCGAAGAGUAGAACUAUUCAUUAUGGACAUAUGUUGAUGUACUAAAUUAAGAAAUAGAUGCUCUAGAAGAUAAUAAUUUAGAACUAAAGGAAAAAUGUGAAAUAUAGAAAAAAGAAAAUAAAGAGAGAGAGAGAAUUUUAUCAGCAACUCCAGACGGUGAAAGAAAGAGAAAAUAAAUCUAAAGGAUUAUUGAUUAAAAGUAAAACUGUCCAAUAUCAUUCAUAGAUAAAAUGAGAUUAACGAAUUUAGUAAUAAAUUAUCAUAGAUCUAACCAAUCAUUGAGAGUAUUUUAAAUAAAAUGAUUAAAACCAAAUUUAACCAAGAUCAUACUAGAGUGUAUACAUUUUAAGGUGGAUUUUAAUUAAAUGAAUCCAAUAUUGAUCAGUAUUUAGGUGAAUUUCUUGAUUAUAUUAUUAGCUGAAAUGGAAGGCUAUAUAAACAUGUUGGUCUUAUAUAAAUCCAACAAAAUUAGAAGAGAUGGAUUAAAUUAAAAUAAAUUUAUAACUGGAUUACUAUUGGAAGAAAUACCCACAAAAGAAUUCAAAUCUAAAUAAUAAUUAAAUUAAUCGUCAGUGUUACCUUCUUAGGGAAAUGAAGAGGGGCAGGAAUUUUAAAAGUUUCUAAACUACACUGAAUUUCAUGACAUGGCUAAACAAGCUUUAAAGGAUGUUGAGGGAUAAAGUAAUAAAUUACAUUAUUUCAAUAGAUUUUGCAUCAACAAAGAAGAAUAAAAAAUGAUUUUUU